Exaiptasia diaphana is the source of this 1053-nucleotide messenger RNA. Its product is annotated as melanocyte-stimulating hormone receptor-like. Bases 1 to 1053 code for a protein of 350 amino acids. Gene Ontology annotation, cellular component: membrane. The record is from RefSeq and is a predicted model, not a curated record. The transcript has 2 exons. Gene Ontology annotation, molecular function: G protein-coupled receptor activity. Gene Ontology annotation, biological process: G protein-coupled receptor signaling pathway. NCBI's taxonomy places the organism in Eukaryota, Metazoa, Cnidaria, Anthozoa, Actiniaria, Aiptasiidae.
AUGAACGCAUCAAACCUCAGCAACGCUGUUUUCUCCGAAGAAAAGCUCAGAAAUGAUACAUGUUUUUUUCUACCUCAAGCAGCAUUCGACAAAAUACACCAAAGAUACAACAGCAACUUGGUAACCGCUAUCAUAAACAUGGUCUUUGCGCCAGUAGCGGUAACAGCCAAUUCAAUCCUUGCUUGUGUUGUCUUCAGAAAYGCUUCCUUGCGCAAGCCUUCGACUUUYUUGCUCGGUUGUCUCGCCGUUUGUGACUUCCUUGUUGGGUUGUUAGUCCAGCCAUCGUACGUCGCCUUCAGAUUUUUCGAAAAUUUAAAACAAUUUGUACCUUGCAGCGUUAGAAUGAUGUAUUCGACAGGGUUUUAUGUGUGCUAUGGCGUGUCUUUCAUGACACUGAGUGCGAUAAGCUGCGAGAGGUAUGUCGCYUUAACAUUGCAUUUGCGAUAUAAGGAACUAGUGACAACAAGAAGAGUUCUGGCGCUUGUGGUUCUAAUAUGGGCCAUAGAUUUACUCUUGACAGGGCUCCAAUGGGCCGGUAUAAAYAAGAUUGUAAGAGGCAUUCUCUUAGCACUUUGGUGCUCAUGUAUCCUUAUUUCAAUUAUAGUCCACUGCGGUAUAAUAAGAAUUGUCCGAAGACACCAGAAAUUGAUAAAAGAACAACAACAAGCGAGCUCAACGAGAUAUAGAAGRCAGACGAAGCUUGCAAUGAACAUUGCUUAUAUUGUUGCCAUCUAUUUCCUUUUUAACAUUCCAGUUCUUUGCGUUACUAUCUAUCAUCAAAUUGGAAGCGGUGCACUUGAAAGCUAUGCUUUCUAUAACUGGUCCGAAACAAUCGCGUUGUGYAACUCUUCUAUAAAUCCAUUYGUUUGCUGUUGGAAAAGUCGCGAUAUUAGAAAGACACUCAUCAAGACCUUCAGGAAAGGUUUAUGCAAUGUGGAGUUAAGGGCAGAAGAAGAAUCGGCGACGUCGGGUGCAGGGAACAAAUCAAAAGACCCCGCUACAGGGAACAGAGAUGAUAGAAAAUAUGUCACGCAAUACUGUCACGCGACUUGA